Messenger RNA from Dermacentor silvarum, 2522 nucleotides. Its product is annotated as serine/threonine-protein kinase H1 homolog. The transcript is spliced from 4 exons. NCBI's taxonomy places the organism in Eukaryota, Metazoa, Arthropoda, Arachnida, Ixodida, Ixodidae. The record is from RefSeq and is a predicted model, not a curated record. Gene Ontology annotation, molecular function: protein kinase activity; ATP binding. Bases 154 to 1170 code for a protein of 338 amino acids. Gene Ontology annotation, biological process: protein phosphorylation.
UCUGCCGUUCCCGCCAAAUAUCAAGUCGUCUGCCGACAGCGUCUGGCCCAUUCACGCCCACCGCAAUUUCGGCCAGCAAAUUUUAUGCGCGUACGUGACUUGCGCGUUGUGUUUUUCAGGUGGUGAGAUGAAAGUGUGAAAGUACUGUGCGAAAUGGGCUGUCGCCAGUCCAAGAUCAUUGACGAAACCGCGAGUAUAUCAGCCGGUUCUGUGCAGACGGUGCUGCGACCACGUCACCAGCGACGAAAACAUCAAAUCAGGUGGGCGAAACAGGCAUCUUCGUGUAGUGGGAGUAGACGUGUUGACACUCGUGUGUCGGCAAAGUAUGCGGUUAAGGCAGUAAUAGCCAAAGGACGGUUCAGUCGAGUGCUGCGAGUCGAGAACAGGCUAUCAAAACAGCCGUACGCAAUUAAAGUAAUCGAAACAAGAGACGGCUCGCACGUUGAGACCGAACUGGCUGUAUUGAGACGCGUUCGGCACCCAAAUGUGGUGCGUCUCGACGAAGUGUUCUGCGUUGGGUGUCGUGUAUACAUGGUUAUGGAGCUGGCAACCGGCGGCAACCUGCUGGAUAAAGUGGAAAUGUGUGCCCCGUUCGUCGAAGCCGACGCGGCUCGCGUUAUUGGCAUGGUCGCCUGCGGCCUGGCGCACCUUCAUGACUUGGGCAUCGCGCACCGGAAUCUGCAGCCCGAGAACGUGCUCUACGCACAUCCAGGAGCAGGGGCCAAAGUGAUGAUAGCCGACUUCGGGGAGGCCUGUGCGCCCCGAUCGGGACGGGAGGCGCACAUGCACACCGUGUGUGGAGGGGCGCUUCACUACACGGCUCCCGAGCUCGUCGCACGCCGGCCUUACACCCGCGCCGUGGACAUGUGGGCGUUGGGGGUGAUCGCCUGCUUCCUGCUUACUGGCGCGCUGCCCUUCGACGCGGACAACGACGCCGACUUGGUGCGGCUCAUCCUGAGGGCACAACUUCCUACGGCGGAGCGGGGCUGGGAGCACGUGUCCCCGGAGGCCAAAUGCGUAGCUCGCCGACUACUGCAGCGUAACCCAGUGCAGAGACUAACCGCAGCCGAGCUGCUGCGCCAUCCGUGGGUGGCAGCGAUGGUGACGACCGCGGGUACAGCGCACAGGCCGGCACAGCUCCGGCUUCAGCGUAGAGGAGGUGAAGAGUGAGGUGACGUACAAGUACAACCAGGGGCCGCACUCCCUCCGUUUGUCGGCCUCCUUUUUUCCCCCCUUCUUUUUUGACAAGUUGCCAGUCGUACGCGCGGAAGCAACGCAUCGAUGAACAUCUUUCCUUCUACGAGUGGACUUUGGACAACGAGCAGCACCGCACAUUUGACGAACGCUCGCAGGGACGCGACUGCAGCGGGAUGCACGAUUGUUUUUAUUUAUACAUUUGUUGUUACACUUAUACGCUACCAUUUGACGACGACCGGUGUCGGGAGUUUGCGCCUGCAGAUGGAUACGUACGUAUGUGAAAGCUUGUGGUCGCGCAUAACUCCGUCUGACAUGCUGGUUGGAUACGGCUUUUAACAUAAUCUGUAUGUUUUUGUAUUCUAUUUACACCAUUUGUGCAUCGCCAGCACAGCUAUAAAAGAAAAGCACGGAUAUAUUUUCUACGGCAAAACUUUUACCUAAUUGGACUCGCAGCUAUGUUGCUUGUUUAUAGUUAAUAUAAGAGAAACCUUAGUUUGGUUUAGAAAUAUAUUGACAACAACGAAUGUUGGCUGUGUUGAUAUCGCGCAGUUCUUUUUUGUUACCGUAUGAUAUUUGUUUUAUUAGCGAGCAGCCAGAUGUGUCGCCUCUGCAUCUCUGCAAGAACGCCAAAAUGUUAACGUGGCAGCUGGCUGGAGUUGUGGUGCUGUUCUGCUCCUUAUGCGCUAUCUGAAUUCUAUAAGUCAUGUUUCACCAAACAGCCCGCACUACAAAUCUAUACUACGCUUCUGACAAACAUCACGUUGUGCUAUAUAUGUGUUUCGUCAAAUAAAACCUAUUUAUGUGGGAUAACCUUUAUUCGGACCCCGCAUGAUUUAUUUACAUAAUACCCUAAAAAAUCAAACAAUUGCGACGUUUCUUUCUCUCUCUCGUACAAGUGCAGAUCGUGCAACGACGUAUAUAAAUGCCAAGGCGUUUCGCUUUUUGUCGACUUCGCUUUGGACUGCAGCCGAGAAGACAAAUAUAAAAGCAGCAAUAAGGGCGAUCAUGUGACAAUUACGUUGAUUGAUUGCUUUUCGAGUUGCCAAAAAAAAAAGUCGCAGUUUCGCCGGAAAGGCGAAGCGUCGAUUGCAAUAGCAAAUUCGUAGACAGCUAUACGAAGUAAGGAUAGUAGUUUUAUGGGCCGUAUAACCUUGUAAACAUUCGUUUACUAACAAACUGCUAAGCAUGGUGUUGGCGUGCACAGGCAAGUAUGAACACAUCACACUCGAUGACCGCGGACACACUCUGUCAAAUCGCUGGCGUCAGGAAGCGCGGCAGCAGCAGCGAACGAAGUGACCUUCGUGCUGUGUAUCGCUUCAACGCAA